Messenger RNA from Pochonia chlamydosporia 170, 852 nucleotides. RefSeq lists its product as hypothetical. Bases 1 to 852 code for a protein of 283 amino acids. The transcript has a single exon. The record is from RefSeq and is a predicted model, not a curated record. Lineage: Eukaryota; Fungi; Ascomycota; Sordariomycetes; Hypocreales; Clavicipitaceae.
AUGGGCUAUUCAGGCAACCCGGGCGAGGGCCCUACCGAUCAAGGCGAUUCGAUCUUCGCCAUCGUUGCAUUCGUUGCCUUAGCACUAUAUAAUGCUAUCGAGCUCAACGUCAUCAUCUUUUCCACGUUUCGGCGAUUCAAGGGUCUUUAUUUCUGGAGUUUUGUUGCCGCCACUAAUGGAAUUAUACCACACUCAAUCGGCUUCCUGCUCAAAAACGUCAUCGGCUCGCACAACUACGGUGUGUACAUUACCCUCGUCGCCAUCGGAUGGGUUCCAAUGGUUACCGGUCAAUCGUUGGUUUUAUAUUCCCGACUACAUCUGAUAUUCUGGAAUAAACUCUAUCUGCGAAUGGUGCUGGGCAUGAUCGUCACCAACGCCUUUAUCCUUCACGUGCCCAUCAUCAUCCUCAUGUAUGGGUCCAACAGCUCGCCGAACAACUCUUGGGUACAUCCCUACGUCGUCUACGAAAAGAUUCAAGUCACCAUAUUCUUCUUGCAGGAACUCAUAAUAUCAGCGAUAUACAUCAAGUCAUGCUUUUCAUUUUUCGACAUCCAGAACAGCCUGUACGGGGACGGGGUGCGCAAGAUGCGACGCCACUUGCUGUGGGUUAAUGUAUUUGUUAUUCUUCUCGAUAUCCCCAUUUUAUGUUUGGAGUAUACGGAUUACUACGAUAUGCAGACGGCAUACAAGGCGUUUGUGUACAGUGUCAAGUUGAAGCUGGAGUUUAGGAUAUUGAACCGGUUGGUGGAAAUGACCAACGAGAGGCAUGACGUGGAUCCGUUUCGAGACAACUCGAGCUUGCAGAUUCAACAUGUUUCCUCGGGGUCGACGACGUGUCAGCCGCAGAGCUGA